AUGUCUCUUUUUUAUAAAUUCUCUUGGCCCGCUGGCCCAGAAUCCGUCGUUGCUACCGGAUCUUUCGACAACUGGUCUCAGUCUGUAAUUCUCGAAAAAUCUCCUACUGAUGGCUCUUUUUCAAAAUCAGUAUCAGUCCCUGUUCCCUCCUCAGAAGAAAAAGUUUACUUCAAGUACGUUGUCGAUGGUCAAUGGGUCAUUGACCUAACAAACAAACAAUUCACGGGGUCUGACGGCAUCACAAAUAACUACUUUGAACUCACAGAUCUUUUCUCGCCUAAAGAAUUGAACCCUCCAGUAUCUUUAGGGGGAAAUGACCCAUCACCUGAAGCCACUGAACUAGCAGCAGCUAUCUCUGCAGCCCCAGGCAUUGUCAUUCCUUUAAAUGCAGAAUCUAUUAAAGAACUUGAACAGCCCAAGGAACUUCCCAAGGAACUUCCCAAGGAACCUGUUCAACUAGCCGAACUCAAUGCUGCCAUCUCUGCUAACCCCGGAAUUGUCAUUCCACCAAAUGCCGAGUCCAUCAAGGAAUUUGAAGUGCCUAAAGAACCUUUAAAAGUUGAACCUACUGUCGAAACUCCUAAAGUUGAACCUACUGUCGAGACUCCUAAAGUUAAGUCUGCCAAGACUCAAGUAGCCGAACUUAAUGCUGCCAUCUUAGCUAAUCCUGGUAUUGUCAUUCCACCUAAUGCCGAGUCUAUUAAAGAACUUGAAGCGCCUGAGAAACAACUCAAGGUUGAUGAGGAACCACUCAAAGUUGAACUGCCCUCUGCAGAAGUGGCAGAAGUUUCUGCUGCCAUUUCGGCUGCUCCUGGUCUUGUCAUCCCCACCAACGUCUCUGCUAUCCCAGAACUUAGCUCACUACCAACUACUACAGAUACUGCCACCACUCUUGAAGACGACGACCUUGUGUUGGUUCAAAAGGAAAUCUCGCAUGAGCUUGAGCAUGGUGCAACAGUUCCUGCGCCAAUUCCCACAUGUCAGGUGGUGACCUCUGAGUCAGUGGUGCUUGUAGAUAGCGUGCCUACAACUGCAGACUCGUUAGCUACGACUGCAGCCACAAGUGAGUCACAGUCUGCAGCAACAACAGCAGCAGCAGCAGCUGGAUCGACUCCUACAUCGGCAUAUUUGUCUGCGGCCAGCUCACCAGAGGUGGAUACUACUGCUUCAAGUGCUGCGGCUGCUGCUGCGGCUGUAUCUUCAUCUUCUUCAACUGCAACUACUCCUGCCACUGCUCCUGCCUCUACUCCUGCUCCAGUGGAGAGCUCACAUAUGAGAUUUAUGUCGCUACAUAAAAAGAAAAAGUCUGUUGCUGCUGCUGCUGCUGCUGCCUCGCCUACAGCUGCAUCUGCGGCUGCAGCUGCCACUACGACAGCAACACCUACAACAACAUCAACCGCUCCAACAUUGACAAAGUCGCCAUCAGUUAAGAGAGUUGCAUCGCCAGUUUCUCCUGCGGGAGGACCACUACUUACAACAACAACAUCACCGAAAUCUGCAGCCAGUGGGUCUGAGCAUGCGUUGGCCGCAGCAUCUGCGGCAUCUGCGGCUGCUGCAGCUUCAAUUGCAGCUGCUACUGCGUCUAUUACAGCGCCUGUUGCGAAGCCUGUUGAUGAAGGAGAUAAGGAGAAGACAGUUGAGUCUCAACAGCAGUCUUCACAGCAACAGCAGCAGCAGCAGCAGCAACAGCAGCAACAGCAACCUAUUGCAAAGAAGACUAAUCGGUUUUCUUUGAAGCGAGCACUUAAGAAGGGGUUUUUCAAUUCUAAGCAUUGA
This is a messenger RNA of Magnusiomyces paraingens, 1776 nucleotides long. RefSeq lists its product as uncharacterized. Gene Ontology annotation, biological process: signal transduction. Gene Ontology annotation, molecular function: protein kinase binding. Gene Ontology annotation, cellular component: nucleotide-activated protein kinase complex; nucleus; cytoplasm. The transcript has 3 exons. The coding region runs from base 1 to 1776 and encodes 591 amino acids. The record is from RefSeq and is a predicted model, not a curated record. NCBI's taxonomy places the organism in Eukaryota, Fungi, Ascomycota, Dipodascomycetes, Dipodascales, Dipodascaceae.